This is a messenger RNA of Gasterosteus aculeatus aculeatus (three-spined stickleback), 5642 nucleotides long. Its product is annotated as guanine nucleotide-binding protein subunit beta-4. NCBI's taxonomy places the organism in Eukaryota, Metazoa, Chordata, Actinopteri, Perciformes, Gasterosteidae. Gene Ontology annotation, biological process: signal transduction. The record is from RefSeq and is a predicted model, not a curated record. Gene Ontology annotation, molecular function: protein binding.
UACUCCAGCUCCGUCUCUCCGCCUUUACUGCUCCUCCCAGCGGCAUCUGCACUCGCAGCUGGAAGGAAGAACUGAAGCGACCCACGAUCGAUGCCAUUUAGGACGUAUGCAGAAAACGCCCACUUCUUUUGCUACUCAUCUUCACUGGAAAAAGCUGGGACCAUGGUUGUCGUGUGAAAACGGAUCGGUGUGACUCGGAUUGGAAGGACAGACACAGACUCACCCCCCCGCCCCACUCCCUCCCCCCCCAAAAACAAAUCCUGUUCCAGGUGUCAGCUGGGAAAGUGCGCGUGUGUGUGGGUGUGUGUGGGUGUGUGUGGGGAGGUGUGUGUGUGUGUGUGUGUUUGUUUGCUUGCUAGUGUGUGUGUGUGAGUGAGAAAGAAGGCGCGUGUGUUUUCCCGGCCCCGUCUGUAUUUGGAGCGGAGCGUGGCCUGAACAAAUCACAGAAGGACAAUGAGCGAGCUGGAACAGUUGAGGCAGGAAGCCGAGCAACUACGAAAUCAAAUCCGGGAUGCCAGGAAAGCCUGUAGUGACUCCACUCUGUCCCAGAUCACAGCUGGUCUGGACUCGGUGGGCCGGAUACAGAUGCGAACGCGGCGCACUCUCAGGGGCCACCUGGCCAAGAUCUAUGCAAUGCACUGGGGGAGCGACUCCAGGUUACUUGUUAGUGCCUCGCAAGAUGGAAAGCUAAUCAUCUGGGACAGCUACACGACAAACAAGAUGCAUGCCAUCCCGCUGCGUUCUUCCUGGGUGAUGACGUGCGCAUACGCCCCCUCUGGGAACUAUGUGGCCUGCGGAGGCCUGGACAACAUCUGCUCCAUAUACAGCCUGAAGACCCGAGAGGGCAACGUGCGCGUCACCCGAGAGCUACCCGGACACACAGGUUACCUGUCCUGCUGUCGUUUCUUGGACGACAACCAGAUACUGACCAGCUCCGGAGACACCACCUGUGCAUUGUGGGACAUAGAAACAGGCCAGCAGGCCACCAGCUUCACCGGCCACACGGGGGACGUGAUGAGUUUGUCUCUCAGCCCAGACUUCAAGACCUUUGUGUCCGGAGCUUGUGACGCCACGUCCAAGCUGUGGGACAUUCGGGACGGCAUGUGCAGGCAAUCCUUCACGGGCCACGUGUCCGACAUCAACGCCGUCACCUUUUUCCCCAAUGGGAACGCCUUCGGCACCGGCUCGGACGACGCCACCUGCAGGCUGUUUGACCUGCGUGCCGACCAGGAGCUGAUGAUGUACAGCCAUGACAACAUCAUCUGUGGCAUCACCUCAGUGUCCUUCUCCAAGAGCGGCCGACUGCUCCUGGCCGGCUACGAUGACUUCAACUGCAACGUCUGGGACACUCUGAAAGGCGAACGUGCAGGUGUGUUGGCCGGCCACGACAACCGAGUGAGCUGCUUAGGGGUGACAGAAGACGGCAUGGCCGUGGCCACCGGCUCCUGGGACAGUUUCCUGCGGAUCUGGAACUAAACAAUUCUCUUCCUUACCGUAGUCGAUCACUACCCCCCCCCCCCCCCCCCACACACACACACACACACACACACACACAAUUACCUACUCACCCCCCUGAGUUCUCCUCUCUGCUGGGGACCUGCCCACUUGUGAGAAAGUAGCAGCUUUGACAGAAGUGACAGGAGUUUCCCACCCAGCCAUCACACAGGAACCUAAAUAAGAGCCUUUCAGUAGAGUUGCUCAAACAAAAUUAGAGCGAUUAGAGGAAAACGGAAAAGAUAUCACUCCCAUAAAGAUUGUCUGAUAGGGGGCGAUAGAGAGCAUAUUGUGCCGUGACAAACAACAAAUAAGAUGGGCGUCAGUGUGAUAUGUAAUAUGUAAAUGUAUAUAUAAAGACAAUAUAUAUGUAUCACAUUAUGUGUGUAUAUAUGCAUAAUAUAUGCAUAUAUAAUGUAUAUGUGUAUAUUUUUGUAGUUCAUUUCCCACCCUUGAGUAUCUUUUCUUUUUUUAAUUAUAAUUUUAGGGGACUGGAGUAGUUUUAUUUCUAAUGUACAUAUUCACAUUAUUACUUGCCAGACACACCCAUUUUACCCUGUGAGUACCAGAUUGAGUGCCAUACUAUUUAGACACGGUAACGUAUCAUAAUUUAACCUAAAAGCCUAAAAACCUGCUGUUCAAUCAAGCCCUCGUGUCCAGCAACAAGAGGAUUUGACAAGUAAACAAAAAGGAUUUUUAAAAAUAUACAUUGGCCCGGCUAAACUCACUUGUCCCACCAGUAAGUGUGUAUUAUUGUACAGUCAGCAGGCGGAAUUCAUGCAUCUAUCUACAAAGUCACGUGAAUGAGAACACGAACCCCCUGGCAUUCUCCACCACAGUCUUCUCCUUUUUGGAAGGAAACCACCACACUGCUGUGAUGAUGAUUAGAGAGCACGCUUCAAAACCAAACAAGUGGUGUUUUUAGUCUGGAUUCAAGUUUAGCUCCAAUGUAGAAACUGGUGACUUUUAGGCUAAGAUAGAACAUUUGAUUUAACUGGAGGUGCUGCCUUGACCUCUUCUCACAUGGAUUGUGGUUUGAAAUCCUCAACAUGCCUGAAUAUCAACAAAAAAAAAAACCACAUUCAUUCCAUGCGACCGGCUGUGUGAAACGAUGGAUAACCCGACGGUCCUAAAUAGAGGUUUUGCAGCGUGAUGUCUCAGGGUCUGGCCUGUAGAAUCUACUUUUUCGUAGAGGUGAGCAUCUGACAGCGAUGCAGAGCGGGGAGAGCGACGCGUUCCCCCUCAAUCAGAAGCCGUUUUCUACCUGCGACCCCGUAAUGGUGCCGAGGCUUGUGCGGACAAAUGGUAAAGCGGCCUGUCAUCACAGGAGGAUGUCUUGAGGACCAUCAAAAGACAGCAGUGACUGUCUGAGGACUAAAGAAAAGAUGUCUCGCCAUGUCAUUUUGAUUCUUUCCUUUUUUCUUUUUCUUUUUUGGAAGCAAAGGAUCACCGAGUCCUCUUUAUCGUCAACACGGUGUGAACGGAGUGACUGCAUGGAACUGAAAUCAUGUUCGCUGCUCCACAAUCACACCAGUGCCACAACAAGCCUGUAGAAAAAGGAUAAAGAAGAAAAAAAAGGGGGUUUAACAGGUUUUUUUCCAUCACCAAAAACAUGUUAUGAAGUGUUGAAUAUUGCUUGUGAAGAAAGUAUACUUGGUAGACUGAAAUGUACACUUAGUAGAGAGCUAGAGAUGCACUCACAAACUGUAGUACAAAUGUAUACCAUUGAACACGUGACUUAUUUACCCAUAGAAGUGCUGUCUCUGAUUUAGGGUAUUCUCUCAUCACACAUCUUCCUUUUUUUUUUUGUUGGUUCUUCUAAAAAGACUUAAUUAAAAAAAAAAAAAAAGAAUCUACAUAAUGUAUGUGAGUUGGACCUAUACGUCGGCUGUCUCGGGUGCCUAUCUCUGAAUAUACACGUUUGACCCACACGGGCUGGAUGAAGGAGGGUUUGUGCUCCUGUGAGACGUGGCACUAUUGUCUCCCAUUCUGCCUUACGAUGCCAUUCAUAACAGCACGGACCCGUCGUGUGUUCCUCUUAAACGCUGAUCAACAAGAGUGAUCGCUCAUUUUUUAUUUUCCCCAAUAGAAGCACAUUCUGAUACUAGUGAACACUAAAAAGAAAUGCUUACAGAACACCGUGCAAACACAUGCAGCUCCAUAGUGCUUCAUCGAGCUUUUUAUACAAUUCUGCUUUCUACUUCCACCGCACGCUACCACCUGUAGUAUUUAUUUAGGUUCAAUCUGCUAUCAGUGACACCUCUCUAAGGCCUACCGUGAUUCUACUUUCCUUUUUAUGUUCUUGAAUGUUUUAGCUGCAACUACUUUGCAUUGAAUAAUCCAUUUUGAGAGAAUGUCAAUAAUAGUUUUUAGUGUGAGAAUCUCUUUGAGGUGUGUAGGAUGUGAUAUGUAUCGCAUAUCAGUGUGUGUGUGGGGGGGGCGCAGAUGUAUGUGGAUAACAUAGAUCUAAUUGUGACUUCCUCUUUUGUGCCAUUUAUCCACGGACUCUGAGCUGUGAACUGAAAACUGUCAAUGUGACAACAAAGAAAAAAAAAAAAAAAAGGUUUGCUGACUCGACUCAAAGUGCCAGCUUUUUUUUUUCCAUAUCUAUCAAUUAAAGUCUCAUCAGUUUGAUUUUAAUACCAAGUCUGUUGUCUGACCAAACUGGUGUACUGCUUCUAUUUGAAGAUGGGUGUUUGUGUUAUUAGGUUAACAGUGCGUAUUAGACUGAAGUUGGUCAGUAGAACCAGAUGUCCAUGUGUCCCCAGACAAAGACGGUGAAAUGUACUUAAAUAGUUUGACACUUUGUUUGCUUUCUGGCCGGAGAUUUGUGCCACUGUUGAAUAUUCGGCUCCAGCCAGCAGCACUUUAGUUUAACACAAAGAUUGGAGACUGAGUGGGAGACAGUUUGACCGGCUCUGUUUGAAGUUUACUAACAAACACAUGUAUCUUCGUUUAAAAAAAAAAAAAGCAAAAGCAGGUUACAUAGGAACUCCAGUUCCGCUUGUUGGCUGGACACAAACCCUCCCUGAGAAUGGUCAAUAAGCAUCUUUUACACACUGUUUUUGUACAUGUUAAAUGAGCAGCAUGUUCAUUUGGGUGCUCUGGCGAUGCUGCAGAUGUUACUGCUACCGGUUCCCCUCCAUUUUCAUUCUUUGUGGUAAACUGAGCUUGCAGAAGCCGCCUUAAGUUACUUAACGGACAGAAAGAAAGCUUAUAUAUAUAUAUCGGUCCACUAGAAGAUAAAACGUAAAACCAAUCGAAUAAAAGCCACCCUGUUAUUUUUCAACUGUAUAACAGUGAGGAAGGAAAACACACCAUGUGUUACUGGGUGAAAGGGGGAUUGUGUUUAUUUCCGAUAACCAGGCAACCAUUCCCUCGCUCUCGUGUGUAUUCCAGCAGUAUUAGCAGCUGGAAUAGUAACACUUCUUUGUGCCUGUGCAGUCCACUCAUUAAUCAAAAAAGGUGCUUGACUUUUCUUUCUUUUUUUAAAAUUUGACACUGGUGUAUUUACCUGAAGUCUCCCCCGGUGUAUUCUCUUCACUAUACAACUGAUAGAGAGCUGUUGAAUCAACCUCUGUGCUCCUACAAAAUGUCGACAUCUGUUGCAUUUACAGUACUGCCUCGAGUACAACGAUCUGUGACUCCCGUCAACCAUCGGCGUGGUACGUUGUAUGUGUGGUGCCAUUCGUCACCAACCUACAUUUAACUGGGAAGCGCAGAUGGGAAAGCGUCGUCGCUGCUGCUGCACGAGUUCACGCAGUGUUAUGAUGCUCCAAUGUGCAUGACUCCAAAUUUAAAAUCUUCACAUGCAAACAAGGACUCCCCUACCACUUGAAUCGAUGUCACAUGAUCACCACCACAGCACAGUCACAAAACAACGCACUGUCCUUAGACUCUUCAGCAAACUGUUCUGACAUUUUGAUUUUAUUUAUUGUUUUUAUGUGUUAAGCCAGUGAAAGACCAGGGACUUGGUGCCAUGAUAAUUCUCUUACAGUGCUAUUGUGUGAAAUUAUAAUCACUUGUUAUGGAAUAAUUUUUAUAGUCUUUUUCACACCAGACCUUUUUUUUGUAUUUGUACAGUGGCUUGGUGAUACCGAUAUGUUGCCAUGAGUUAUUGUAACCAAUAAAAAGCUUCUAACCAAGAA